AAACAACAAGGUGACAUGUCGGGCGAGGUGGUCCUCACGCCCGGUAAUAGCAACCCAAAAUACAAAGUGUUGGACGACUCGCGCUACGAAGACGGCUUUGACAGUAGCGGUGCAUCUGUGGCUGUGCUGCAGGCGAGCAGCCAGACGCCUCAGCUGCAGCCCCUCCAGCAGCCCCAGCCGCCGGCUCUCUGCAGGGCGCUGUUUGACUUCAACCCAGACGAGAUGAAACUGGAAGACAGUAAAUAUUGUCUCAGCUUCCUCAAGGGAGACAUUCUCACUGUUAUCAGGCGGGUGGAUGAACACUGGAUUGAAGCCAAGCUAGGGGAAAAAGUUGGAAUUUGUCCUCAGCAGUUCACAGAGCCAAACUCAGUGGCUGCCAAACCUAAAGGAAAGAGUCGGAGGGGGGGUGACUCAGCAGAGCUGCACCAUCAGACUGGCGGGGGCAAAGACAAGGCCACUGACGCAUCCAGUAGGACCCAUUACGGAGCCCCUCAAGUCCCAGCAAAGACACCCAUCCUCAGUGCUUUGCCCCUCUCCAGCCAGCGGAAACAUCCUGCAGCGGCGGCGGCGCGCGGCAACUUUUAUCAGCCGACGACAGGAGACAACAUCAACACCGUCAACAGCUUCAGCCAUAAGGGUCAGCCACAGCACUCUCUGUGCCCUCUGCGCCCGGGGCCCCAUCAGCGCUCCAGAGUUAAUUCUCACCGAAUUAGACGCCACUCUGACUCACACAGACACCUGUUACAGAGCGAGAAGAAGAUGACCAGUGAGACUCCACCCACCAUCUCUAUGGCUCUGGUGAACCCCCAGAUGCCCUCUGCCUCUGCAGACGGCAAAAACUCCUCCACACAGCAGCUCUCUAUCAGUGUGUGUGCUGUCCUGUACUCCUACAAGCCACGGAGACCGGAGGAGCUGGAGCUGAGGAAAGGAGAGAUGGUGGGAGUGUAUGGAAAGUUCAAAGAAGGCUGGCUGCGUGGGUUAUCGCUUCGAACCGGCAAAGUAGGCAUUCUGCCCAGCAACUACAUCACGCCUGUGCUCAGAACCUCAGCCAGACUUCUGGAGACCAAAACAGCUAGUGCGUCCUCGCAGUACAACACGGUAGCUGGAAAGAAACCCACAGCUGCCAAGAAUCCUGCUGUAGUCCUUGCUCUUGACAGGGUGAACGCUGAUGGAACGAUACACUCAGCAGGACAAGUCCCUUCUGUGCCAAAUGGAGCACAGCACGCAAUGUCAUCCACUGGCGCUGGAAAACAAUCCUUCUAUGCAGGUUCACAAGGUUGGGACACUGUGAGGCGUAUUUUUAACCCACACAGAGGAUCAAACCGUUUCUCUCAUAUGACUAAUUUCAAUGUCCCGUCCAACUCGCAACACUUCGCACAAGUUCAGGCAUCCGGCUACUCCCCUGCCAUGCAGAGGAAGAAGAACAGCAGCAUCUUGUCCAGCUCUGCUCCCAGACUGCUGAGCUGGAUGACUGAGCCAGCAGCACCCUCUGCUGCUGCAGUCAAGAAGGACAAGGGCUUCACUGCUUUACAUGAAGCUACAUUUCAGCAGGACAGACAAAUCACCAGUGGGCCCCAGUCAAUUCUCGUCAGACCAGAUGCUCACAAGAGCACCACAGACAAGCCUGCAAAGUCAGUGCGGUUCCUCACAGAUGAAGACUCCCCUCCUCCAAGACAUCGCACCUCCUCUUGGUCAUCAGGAAAUCAAGUUCCCUCCAACUCCCACCUUGGCCCUCCGCCUUUAGAAGUGUGGGCCCCUUCACUCACCCUGGGAAGAGACGGACCAGGGAUCAUUCUCAAAGAAGGAAAAGGUCCUGUCCUCAGGAAAGGCCUCGAAACAGCCAUCUCAGAUAUAAAUUCUAACCCACAGAAACUAAUGUCCUUGCAGCCGUCACUAUCAGCCGUGUCAGCUCAGUUCAGCCCCAGCAGACACAGAGUUUCCACAACGCACUUAGCCCAGACAGACUCGGAGCUUAGUCUGCUUCAAGGAGAGCUCGUCCUGGUCCACAGACCUCGGCCUGAUGGACGGGUUCUGGUUACUCAGGAGAGCAGUGGGAAGACAGGUUUAUUCCACAGCAAUGUUCUUCAAGCCCUUGAGAGGCUCAGCUGACUGUGUACUUCUGCUGUAGUUGUGUAAAUUUCUAUAUUCCAUGUGUUCAAGCUGACUCGAUCAACCUGCUGAACAAAAUGCGUGUUGAAGUCCAAAGGUCAAUACUGCCAAAUGACAAUCUAAUGAAAGGUGUUUAUUUUUGUCCUGAGUGCAUAUGACAGUGUGGUUAAAAUCUCUGGAGAUAUAUUUUGCGUCCUGUUCAUGGUUGUGACACAUGUACUACUAUAAGAUUUUGCACAAAAACCCACUUAAUGACUGUUCCUUGUUUCAUACCUAUGUUACACGCAUUGGUGAGUGCCUUUGUCAAAACCCACGAAGGAAACAAACUAUAUUUGAGUAUAUUUAGAGAAAUUAUAAGGUGAAAUAUCUGUACUGCUUAUGUGAUAUAAAAAGUAUACUUCCAGAA
This is a messenger RNA of Acanthochromis polyacanthus (spiny chromis), 2515 nucleotides long. RefSeq names its product SH3 domain containing ring finger 2 (gene sh3rf2). Gene Ontology annotation, biological process: positive regulation of proteasomal ubiquitin-dependent protein catabolic process; protein ubiquitination; positive regulation of JNK cascade. NCBI's taxonomy places the organism in Eukaryota, Metazoa, Chordata, Actinopteri, Pomacentridae. Gene Ontology annotation, molecular function: protein binding; ubiquitin protein ligase activity. The record is from RefSeq and is a predicted model, not a curated record.